Molecule: messenger RNA, 1158 nt
Organism: Ramularia collo-cygni
Lineage: Eukaryota; Fungi; Ascomycota; Dothideomycetes; Mycosphaerellales; Mycosphaerellaceae
Product: related to basic transcription factor 2 (35 kd SU)
Exons: 1
Coding region: 1-1158 (385 amino acids)
Biological process (GO): nucleotide-excision repair; regulation of DNA-templated transcription
Cellular component (GO): transcription factor TFIIH holo complex; transcription factor TFIIH core complex
Source: RefSeq, a predicted model, not a curated record
AUGAAUGCUGUAGACGCCACCGAUCGCAGCGGACAGCAAGAUAAUGGCGAAUCACCGGCACUUUUGACAAUCGUCCUGGACACCAAUCCACAUGCCUGGAACUUGCUGCAGGACUCCCUCUCUCUAUCCAAGGUCGUUGUCAAUCUCCUCGUCUUCAUCAACGCGCACAUCGCCAUCAACCAUGCAAAUCGAGUCGCUGUUGUGGCGAGUCACUCCGAGCGCGCCGAAUGGCUGUAUCCAACUCCCACCCCCAACCAAUCUCACCACCAUGGGGUUCAUAGCGAAGAUGUCGACAUGACCAACUGUGGCGCAAACACGAAUGGAGGUCCAGUGCGACCGCCUCCGGACGAUCCCAACAAAUACCGACCUUUUGCACACAUCGAACAUGCGCUCACCACCAAUCUGCGGAGACUAAUGGAGACUACAUCUCCAGAAUCACUCUCGGCUACUCCAGCAACCAUGAUGGCGGGAGCUCUAACCAUGGCUCUGGCUUACAUAUCGAAGCAAUCUGCCGCUCUCCCGACGGCCGCUUCAAGUGCCCAGUUCAACUACUCCGACCCUUCAUCCACGGCCGGAGGCAACGACAUGUCCGCGGAUCCAUCCAAAGCCAACAACCUGCUCGGCCUGACGUCUCGCGUCCUCAUCCUUUCCGUCUCCGGCGACUUGGCAGACCAAUACAUCCCCAUCAUGAACUCCAUCUUCGCAUGUCAACGCCUGGCAAUCCCAAUUGACAUUCUCAAACUCUCCGGAGACACCGUAUUCCUACAGCAAGCCGCCGAUGCCACGGGUGGGAUUUACAUGGCAUUGGAUGAGACCUCUCGCGCGGGAUUCUUACAAUACCUCAUGUUUGCCUACCUCCCAGAUCAGACGGCACGCAAUCAUUUGAUCAUGCCUGGCGAAAGCGAAGGUGUAGAUUUCCGUGCAGCAUGCUUCUGUCAUCGAAGAGUGGUGGACGUCGGGUUCGUGUGCUCCAUCUGCUUGAGCAUUUUCUGCGAGCCAAUGAACGAUGGCUUGUGUUUGACAUGCGGUAGCCAUUUGAGCAUGGCAAACUAUGGGCAAAAGCCCAUGGUCGUGCCGAGGAAGAAGAAAAAGAAGCGCAAGGCUUUGGAUGGUACAGACGCCCCAGAUAGUCGAGCUGCAACACCGUUGCCAGUGUGA